This is a messenger RNA of Anneissia japonica, 4397 nucleotides long. RefSeq names its product ubiquitin-like modifier-activating enzyme 6. Lineage: Eukaryota; Metazoa; Echinodermata; Crinoidea; Comatulida; Comatulidae. Gene Ontology annotation, biological process: protein sumoylation. Gene Ontology annotation, cellular component: SUMO activating enzyme complex; cytoplasm. Gene Ontology annotation, molecular function: SUMO activating enzyme activity. The record is from RefSeq and is a predicted model, not a curated record. The transcript is spliced from 26 exons. Bases 160 to 2784 code for a protein of 874 amino acids.
AAGAAAUCUAUGUAGGGCUAGCUAGGCCUUAUGAACUUUCGAUCUUUCUCGCUACGUUGAGCAUUACAACCGGCAUAGUUGGUUGCGUGAGCUAAUAAUUUUAUUUUGUCAAUUACCCAGUUAAUAAGAAUUAAAGGUUGUGUUGAAGAAUAAAUCAAAAUGGCAUCAUCAGCUGAUGAAAUCGAUGACUCUCUGUACAGUCGGCAGCGUUAUAUGCUGGGAGAUAAAGCCAUGAAAAAAAUGGCUCAUUCCAAUGUUUUCUUGAGUGGCUUAGGUGGUCUUGGCAUAGAAAUAGCCAAGAACAUAGUCCUCGCUGGUGUAAAGUCUCUGACAGUUCAUGAUAUCAAAGCAGCGGCAUGGAAAGAUCUUGGAACGCAGUUCUUUCUUAAGGAAGCUGAUGUGCAGAGUGGCCGCAAUAGGGCGGAAGCUAGCAUCGCUGCUCUGGCUGAACUUAACCCAAAUGUGGCGGUGAAGGUAAUAACUGAUGACUUGUUUGCGAACUCAGAUUUGUCAUUCUUAAGCAACUACCAAUGUGUUAUCCUGACUGAAACAUCCUUGGCAACACAAAUUAAGGUCAAUGAGUUCUGUCGGGGGAAGAACCCAGCAAUACAGUUCAUUUCAGGAGAUGUAUACGGUGUGUUCAGCUACGUGUUCUGUGACUUUGGAGACAACUUUGAAGUGGCUGAUUUGGAUGGUGAGGAAGCCAGAGAGUCAUUUGUUGCUACAGUUUCCAAGGCAAACCCUGGUAUAGUGACUUGUCUUGACAAUCGAAUGCACAAAUUUGAUGAUGGCGACUACAUCACAUUUAAAGAAGUCAACGGUAUGGACAAACUGAAUGGCGAAAUUCAUCAAAUCAAAGUGGUGACCCCAUAUGCAUAUAGUAUAUGUGAUACCAGUGGUGAUGAAUACAAACCCCAUACUGAUGGUGGGAUAGCCAAGCAGGUCAAAGUACCAGUGAUAAAGAAAUUUGAAUCCUUAGCCCAGCAAAUUUUGAAACCCAGUACAAUGAUGUUAGAUUUCUUGAAAGAUCCGAUGGCUGAUCACCUGGCAAUUGUUGCGUUACUCAACUUCCAGGACAAACACAGCCGAUUACCCCGUAUCAGGGAUGAAGGUGAUGCUGCUGAGUUAGUAUCACUUGCAGAAGAAGUUAAUUCCUCACUUGUGAACAAGCAGAAUUCAUUGGACACUGAAGCAAUCAAGGCACUGGCCUACACGGCUCAGGGGUGCUUCUCACCACUCACUGCUUUUCUUGGGGGCGUGAUCGCUCAAGAAAUCCUCAAAGCAGUCACUUCUAAAUAUACUCCACUUGACCAAUGGGUAGGUUCAAAUGUCAAUGUCAUAGGUUAUUUUAUCAAUUUGUACCAUAUCACAAUCACGGACAAUGAUCUGAUCGAAAAGUCUAAUUUGAAUCGCCAAUUCCUCUUCAGACCAAAGCAUAUCCAGAAACCAAAAUCAACAACGGGAGCUGAAUCUGCCAAGAGCAUUAAUUCAGACUUGAAAAUUGUCGCUCAUCAAAACAAAGUGUGUCCGGAGACAGAGAAGGAGUUUUUCAAUGAUAAGUUUUUUGAAUCCAUGGAUUUAGUCGUGAAUGCUUUGGACAAUGUUGAAGCCCGACGAUAUAUGGACAGCCGUUGUGUAGCCAACCAACGGACCUUACUUGAGUCAGGAACUAUGGGUGCCAAAGGUCACGUACAGGUCAUCGUUGCAAAUAUGACUGAAUCAUAUGGAAGCCAGCAGGACCCGGUAGAUGAAGAUGUUCCUUACUGCACACUGAAGUCAUUUCCAGCAACCAUUGAGCAUACAAUACAGUGGGCUAGAGAUAAGUUUGCUAGUUUCUUCUCUAUCAAACCAACAACAUUCAACAAAUUUUGGAUAGAAAAUGGUAAUGCAGUAACUGUUCUACAGAAACUAGAAGCAGGAGAACAACCUGAAGGGGUUAUACAAGUGGUUAAAUUUCUGGGAUAUCGACCAACAAAUUGGAAUGAAUGCAUCGCUACUGGCAGGAAAAAGUUUGAAAAAUAUUUCAAUCACAAGGCACGAACUCUUCUGCAUAUAUUUCCUAGGGAUAGUUUGCUGCAGGACGGAACACCUUUCUGGCAGUCACCCAAGCGGCCACCAACACCGCAAGUUUUCGAUGAGACAAAUGAUUUACAUACAUCAUUUGUGAUAAGCGUUGCUCGUCUUUGUGCAUUCAUAAGUAAUAUUCCUGUCUCUGGCCAAGAUUUGGAACAUACCAACGUGAUUAGCAUUAUCCGAUCAGUACAAGUACCAGAAUUCAUUCCAAAGUCAAAGACCAUAAUUGUCCCGGCAAUAGCAACCACGACAGCUGCCGUUUCUGGCUUGGUGACACUUGAACUGGUUAAAGUUGUUAAGGCAGCCCCAAUAGAGCAUUACAAGAAUUGUUUCAUGAAUCUAGGACUGCCUUUGAUCAUGUUCUCUGAGCCUGGCCAAGCUAUGGCGACACAAAUCAAACCUGGUUUGAAAUUCACAUGCUGGGAUAGGUGGACUGUCAAAGGAAACAAAGAUUUUACUUUACAAGAUUUCGCCAAUCAUUUUAAGAGCUUGUAUAACCUAGACCUGUCGAUGUUAGUCCAUGGUGUGCGUAUGGUGUACGUACCCAUCAUGCCUGGACAUAUGAAGAGACUACCACAAACAAUGCUCAGCUUAUUAAAGCCUGCCAGUGGUGACGAGUAUUUUGAUCUUGUCGUUGGAUUUGAACCACCAAAUGAAGACGACGAAGAAGACUUAACAGCUCCUCCAGUCAGAUACUAUUUUGGCGUUUAACCUUUUUCUCCAACCACAUAAAAGACAGGGAGUGCAUUCCCAAUGAAGGGAAUUCAGCAUUUAAUUUUUGAGUUUUUUUUGUUUCUUUCAAUCAAAUGAUAAUAAUGUUUACAUUGUGCAAUUUAAGAAGGGGAAAUACAGGAUGAAAUAUUCAAAAUCCUUUUUAAUCUAAUCUGGCACAGAUUGAUAUUUAUGUACUGUAAACAGUUGAUGAAAUGAUAAGUCUACAUCAAACAAAGCUUCACAUACGUACACAGUUAGCUUUUCAUUUGUGCUGCCGUUGUGUAUACUCAUGUGGAAAGUUUAAAUGUGAUAAAUAUAGUAGUAAUAUACGACUGUCAAGGCUAUUCGUUAUUUUUAACCAGAUGGUACUGCCUUGGCCAUUGUGUCGGGAGAGGUGUUGGCAUGUUCACCCAUUAGUUAGCCUUACAAUAUCAUGAAUGCUCAUGCAAAUUAGUAGAAAACAACUCCUUUCCUGGUGUGCCAUCCCAUGAAAUAAAACUGUUUUAAGCCUGCUACACGUUGAACCUUGGUCACCUAAAAAUGUAUGUAGAAAAUAGUAGCAAUAGUUCAUGUGUACACCUGUCAUUUCAUAGUCUAUAUACAGUGACAUAAUAAUAUAUGCACCACAAUGUUUUAGUAUCAGAAAAUGGUUGCAAUUAGAGCGUCCUGUACUGAUCCAACUAACUUAACAACUCAGAGCCACUAUAUAUUAUAUAUUUCUGAUCUAUAUAAUAAGAAUAAUUAUAGUUUUUUACUACUUUGAUUUAAUAUAAAUUUUGUGGAAACAAAAUUUUUUUUGUCAGUGGUACAUCUAAAAGGAUAAAAGUGUAAUGAAACCAGCAGUGGAUUUGAGAACCUUACCACUGUGUUACAUAGUUUUCUUGAGACAAAAAUUACUGAAAUAUUUCAAUGCAAAGUAUUAUGCAAUUGAUUUGGAUUUUCUUUAGAAUUUUAUGGCUAAGGGUACUGAACAAAUUUAAGUUUUAAAUUUGAAGAGGAUGAAAAUAAUCACGUACAAGUUAUUCCAAAAAUUGUCUAUGAAGUUUGUUUUUGCUAAUUUAGUUAAGAUGAACAUUUUUAUAUUUCUGUUGGCUUGUAUUAAAAUAAUUCAUGAAUAAUUCAUGAUUCUGUACCUGUUUUAAACAGGUAUAUAGCUCUUCAAUCCAUAAUGUCUGUCAGGUAGCUUGAAGUUGAUGUAUACAUGUUCCCACAAAUAAAAUUACAAAAAUUGUUGGCCACAAAUAAACAUACUAGCUAAGCAGCUUUUGUUUUUGUCUUGUUUAUUUGAAAAUACAGUUGUAUCACUUUCACUAAUAUCUAUCUAUAUUGAUUAUUAUAUAAUUUUAUGUACCUACUACAACCAUAUAGCCUAUGUACAAAAUGGUGCUCUUGUAUUGUUAAAUUAAAUGAAGAAUUAUACAGUAAUUGCAUUAUACUUUAAUUUUACAACUGGGUUUAAAACAUUUGUAACUUGCAUAAAUUAAAUUUUUAAACUUUAAAUUAUACACACAUUCAUCUACAAUAUAGGUUGUUACUUAUUCAAAACCUAUGACUGCUCCAUAAAAAAAUGUUUAUAAACAAUAUUUACACUUAAGUAUCUUGCUUACAUU